This is a messenger RNA of Manihot esculenta (cassava), 907 nucleotides long. RefSeq names its product dCTP pyrophosphatase 1. NCBI's taxonomy places the organism in Eukaryota, Viridiplantae, Streptophyta, Magnoliopsida, Malpighiales, Euphorbiaceae. Gene Ontology annotation, molecular function: nucleoside triphosphate diphosphatase activity. The transcript has 2 exons. Bases 212 to 619 code for a protein of 135 amino acids. The record is from RefSeq and is a predicted model, not a curated record. Gene Ontology annotation, biological process: nucleoside triphosphate catabolic process.
AAAGCAUUCCGUUGUCUUUUGGUCGCUCCCUCUUUCUCUCUCACUCUGCUCUUUAAAUUUUAGGAUUUUUAUAUAAAUAAAUACACAGCCAUCUUCUAAACUCAAAUCCUCUGGCCUCUGCCUCGGCUCUUUUGUUUUGUUUUUUAUUUUCUUAGCAUAAUCUUUGAUCGAUUUCUAUAUCUUUUUCGUUCUUUUUCCAAGAAAACGCAGGAUGACUGGUGUGUCUGAUGAAGAAAGUGUCUCACUUAAUCUUCUGAGGCAGAAAAUGGCUGAGUUUGCCAAGGAAAGAGACUGGGAUCGAUUUCACAGCCCCAGAAAUCUGCUUUUGGCUCUGGUGGGUGAAGUAGGAGAACUAUCAGAGAUAUUUCAAUGGAAAGGAGAGGUACCAAAGGGACUACCAGAUUGGGAAGAAGAAGAGAAAGUGCACCUUGGAGAAGAGCUCUCAGAUGUUCUGCUGUAUCUUGUCAGGCUCUCUGAUAUCUGUGGAAUUGACUUAGGCAAAGCUGCUCUGAGAAAAGUAGAAGUGAAUGCCAUUAAAUACCCAGUAGGCAUGUGCAAAGGCUCAUCCAAGAAAUACAACAGCAGCAGCAACGGCAAUAAUGGCAGCACAGAGAACUAAGAAAAAAAAGACCAAAUUCAUUGAAAUCUUUCUGUUGAUUUUGUGUUGGUUUGGGGAAAUGGACAAGUGUUUUAGGUGAUUUUUGGAUUAUGGGCAAUUGGGUUGUAGUAUGGUAUUAGAAUUAGAGGGCAGCAACUGGCAGGCAGCCAGGCAAAUUGGAGGGAGAGUGUAUAUGAUGAAUUGGGCAUUUAUUAUUGUUGAAGAUUUUUAUUUACUGUUAUAGCAGCUGAAUCAAAUCCCUCUGACACAUGUGGUAGUAACAUGUUUUGUGUCUUUUUCUUUUCUUCA